Messenger RNA from Venturia canescens, 1049 nucleotides. RefSeq names its product Proteasome beta5 subunit (gene Prosbeta5). Gene Ontology annotation, molecular function: threonine-type endopeptidase activity. The record is from RefSeq and is a predicted model, not a curated record. The coding region runs from base 72 to 911 and encodes 279 amino acids. Gene Ontology annotation, cellular component: proteasome core complex. NCBI's taxonomy places the organism in Eukaryota, Metazoa, Arthropoda, Insecta, Hymenoptera, Ichneumonidae. The transcript has 5 exons.
UCUUGUUUCUUGUUUCAGCAGCUGCAUGUAAAUAAAAAAAUCGUGAGACGCAAAGUCGAUUAUUUGCAGUCAUGGCUCUUGUUGACGUAUGUGGUAUUAAUUCGAUCGUGAAUUUUAAUUCACAACGUCUCAAUGGUGAAAUUGAGGAUGAAAUUGAAUCGUACAGUCGUAAUUUUUCAAACAACUUAAACUUGUCGAUUCAGCCGGGUUUCAACACUUCGGAAAAUCUCACAGACGACAAUGGCAGGACCAUGAAACUGAAAUUCGAUCAUGGCACAACGACGCUUGGAUUUCGGUACAAAGGUGGAGUUGUGCUUGCUGUCGAUUCCCGUGCAACUGGUGGCCAAUUCAUUGGUUCUCAGACAAUGAAAAAGAUUGUCGAGAUCAAUGAUUAUCUAUUGGGCACUCUUGCGGGGGGUGCAGCGGAUUGCGUUUAUUGGGAUCGUGUUUUGUCUAAGCAAUGUCGCAUGUAUGAGUUGCGAAACCGUGAACGAAUUUCCGUGGCUGCAGCUAGCAAACUCAUGUCAAAUAUGGUCUACAAUUACAAAGGAAUGGGCCUGUCCAUGGGCAUGAUGCUGGCUGGCUGGGACAAACGCGGACCAGGAUUGUACUACGUCGACUCUGAGGGCACGCGAACACCGGGAAAAGUGUUCAGCGUAGGUUCGGGAUCAGUAUAUGCAUUUGGUGUUUUGGAUUCUGGAUAUCAUUGGGAUUUGACUGACGAAGAAGCUUACGAUUUGGGUCGGCGUUCGAUUUAUCACGCAACUCACAGAGAUUCAUAUUCCGGAGGAAUAGUUCGAGUAUACCACAUGAAAUCAACUGGAUGGGUUCACAUUUCCGACGAGGAUUGCAAAGAUCUUCACUAUCGUUACGCAGACGAAAAACUUCAAGCUGCUGCUGCUUCUCAAUAAACAAAAAUAUGUUACAAAGUACUUUAAGUUUGGUGUCGAUUUAAAAAAGUUUCAUGAAGAUUGUCCGCUUGAACUCUUUUGUAUUUCCCAAAUGAAAACUACCUUACGUAAAAGCAAAUAAAUCGACUAAAAAAUUGA